Corticium candelabrum is the source of this 1459-nucleotide messenger RNA. Its product is annotated as tyrosine-protein phosphatase 10D-like. Bases 28 to 1311 code for a protein of 427 amino acids. The record is from RefSeq and is a predicted model, not a curated record. NCBI's taxonomy places the organism in Eukaryota, Metazoa, Porifera, Homoscleromorpha, Homosclerophorida, Plakinidae. Gene Ontology annotation, molecular function: protein binding. The transcript has 8 exons.
GUUGUUAGAUAUUACAUUGUUGAAUACAUGCUGUCAGAUGGGACUGGAAACAGAACACGUUUUAAUUUUGUGAAAGAGCGUAUGCAAGAGAUUGGUGGUCUAAUACCUUCAAAAAAUUAUACUGUUAUAGUUCAAGCUUUCACAGUUGGUGUUGGACCAGCAGCAUCCAUUACUGUUAUGGCAGCUGCUAUAACACCAACACCACCUCAGAAUUUGAGAACUUCAAGUGUGACAUCAAGCUCAAUUACUCUACAAUGGGAAAGUCCUAUUAGCUUUAAUGGUGCUUUUCAGUACUACACUGUUUACAACAGUAUUGGUGAUGCUUUGUACAGCAAGAGUCCCAACAUUGAGAGUUCUGAAAACCUAUACGCCUUGAAGAGCCUCAAACCAUAUACUGACUACAGAGUACAUGCGACAGUAACGAAUAACGCAAAGUCCAAUCCAGAGAGUUUCCCUAGUAACAUGAUUAUAGUGCGCACACUGGCAGCUUCUCCUCAGACACCAGACAAACCUUUAGCUAGGGAUGCUGCAUUAUCAACGUCAUCUGUAGUAUUUGUGCCUCCUACUGUGAAUGAUGAAAAUGGUCCAAUAGAAUAUGUUGAUAUUAUUGUUUAUGAGGGUACCACUGGAUCUAAUGCUCCUUCGGUAUCUGAUGUACCACGUACUGUUGGACCGUAUGAGCAAGAGGGCACAGACAACACAUGGUAUGUAACAGCUCGAUACAGUUACAUGAUGUACAAACAGAACAUACAAGGGAUGCAGUUUACCGUUGGAAAUGAUUCAACGUCUGGUGAAAAGAAUGAGUACAAAAAUGUUCCACUUAAGUCUGAUUCGACUUACUUUAUAUAUAUUCGUGUGGUUGCAAUGUUGGAUAAUGGAAGUGGGAUGAAAGAAACAGCAAUUGGUGAACCACUAAGAGUUUUGACAAAGGCAGAAGAGUUACCAUCAAAGGGAGGAUCAUCUGUGUUGAUCAUCGCAGUUGCUGUUACACUAAGUGUCAUCAUUCUUGUGCUAAUCAUCACAAUUUUUGCUUUUCUGAAGAAGAAGUACAGGUGUGUUAGAAAAGAGAUGACAUUGGAGCCUGUCAGAUAUGAUAGCGUCAUUACUAAUCCUAAAGUAACAUCUGGAACAAGUGAAUGUUUGGAUACAAGCACUGAGAUAAUGACAGUUAAUAGCUUAUACACUUCUACAGGUGCAGGCAGCAGUUAUGAAUCACAUGGAUAUGUAGAGGUUAAAGCUGUUGCAGUUGAUCAAGACAGGAAGAAUGAGGAACCAUUGUAUGAGAGUAUGGAUGGUGAAUCGGCACUUUGAUCUCAAUGUAAUAAAAGAGAACUUUUUGAUAACGAUCUGUGGCUUUUGGCAUUUAAAAUGCCUUUCUUAGUGCUUCCAUGUGUUGUAUGUUGUAGCUAAAGGGUUAGCUAGAAGUAAGAAGAAUAAUUAACUUUGUAUUGUUUGGGAU